Messenger RNA from Paramecium sonneborni, 980 nucleotides. Lineage: Eukaryota; Ciliophora; Oligohymenophorea; Peniculida; Parameciidae. The record is from the annotation of a GenBank genome assembly.
AUGAACUUUAAUAUCAGAAAUAGAGUUAGACCUUAGACUGCUUACUCAAUUUCAUAAAAAGAUGUAUUCUAAUGUCUAAUAAUUCAAAGUUAACGUCUGGUAAAUUUUCAUAGAAUGACCAAUAAGUUAUAAAUAAAUUGUUAGAAAAAAAUACUAAUUAUUUUGAACAUGUCAAAGGUAAGGUCUAUAUAUAAUUGAUAGAUUAAUGUAUUUGUGGAUUGUGUAUUUGUGGAGGAUGCAAAUGUGGAUUAGAAAGAUUGAAAGAAUAAUAAGGAAUGCCUAUGAAAUCAUAGUAUCAACAAGACUACGUUGAAAAAUAGUCAUCAAGAAUGAAAUCAAUUUCAUAAUUACCAUCUUAUAAAGAUGAUUAUACUAUGAAAUUUGAAACAACUCAAAGAGUAAUUAAAAACAGUUAUUUUAGCUUGAUUUCAAAGAUCCAAAAUAAAGACCACAAACUUCAUAUAAGCCUGAAUAACCUAGAUUUAUUUAGCCAUUUCAUGCAGGAUCUACUUAUUAGUUAACUCAUAUUUAAAUGCCUGAGAGUAUAAGAUACUAUAUAUUAUAGAUGAAAGAGUAAAUAUCAUUCCUUAAAAUCAUCCAACAGUUAUGAAAGAUCUUAAAUUCUUAGGAUCAAGUGAAUAUAAAAGGAAUUUCAGUGGAACACCCAUAACUAGAGACAAAAAUCUGAUAUUUGGAGCACAUAGCAGUUUUGGGUAAUUAAAAUUGUAAGAAAGUUUAGAAAUCCAAUAAAUCCAGGAUUGCCAUUUUUUGGACAAUCUACGUCAUCUAGAGCAUUUAAACCAUUUAAAGCAAAAAAAACAAGACCUACAAAAACUAAUACAUAAGUUUAAAGUGUACCAACAUUUGAUGGUUAAUUUUCAACAAUAACAAAAUUGGAUUUCGGUGAUAAAUCACUAUAGAUUUGUCCAGCAAAAGCGAUUCUUAAUUCUAAAAAACAUUCUAAUCGUUCUGGGUUUUGA